Messenger RNA from Amoebophrya sp. A120, 1988 nucleotides. NCBI's taxonomy places the organism in Eukaryota, Dinophyceae, Syndiniales, Amoebophryaceae. The record is from the annotation of a GenBank genome assembly.
UGGCAUUUAUCCUUUGCUCCAUUAGUCAAAGCACGUGCGCGCCAGCGUGUCACGAAUUAUCCUUUUCGCCUUUGUGUAUAAUUCUCAAAAUGGACGAUUCGCCUCUGACAUUCAGCGGCAGCGACAACGCUUUAUUGCUUGGAGAAGCACAGGACGACGAGCUGGUCGAUAUUGUGGAUCAACUGCGAGCCGAAAUUGCACCGGACUAUGUUUUUGAGCAAGUACAAGACGGCCCUUUGUUAAAAACAGCCACGGACAACAUGAUGGAAGGACUAGAAGGUGCUGACUCGAGUUCGUCUCGCACAGACGAUACGAAUACCAAGCCGACGAGUACAACUUCUACGACAUUUGCAGACCGUAUUUCUUCGCAAGUUGCAGCAACGGAGAAAGUACAAUAUGCUGCAGCGGCGUCAUCAGGUGACGCAGAAGCACCGUGGACGACACCCACUAGCAAGAACACAUUCUCCGUUCAGUCUGCUCGCGAAAUAGUACCGAACAACUCGAGAACAACUACAACGGAUCGGCCAACGACGACUUCAAGCUCGUCCUCGUCCGCUUCGGCUUACGACGAUCUGGAAUUGGUGGCUACACUCGACCGGGCCAACCUCGGUCGACCCACUCUCGCAGACUACGGACUUGAGAAGUAAGGCAUAAUUGUGCGAAGAUCGGAUUUUCAUCUAGCUGCCAGCUUUUUAGCUUAUAGCCGCUUGAUCUUGAACAAGAUCUUCAUUAUUGAUCAAACGAUGACUCUGGCAUUUCGUCUCUGGAAUUCUCCCUGCGGCACGAACAUGAUGUCGAUCUCGAUGUUGACAACGAGUUUAUUUCGUGUACAUCUUCAGAUUUCUUACCGACGGGCAGCACCCAGCGGCAUCGCGCGCGACGAGGUUCGAGCGCAUGCUCCGGAAUACGUUGACUUCCGUUGUCAACCACGCAGCUAGCCCAUUGAAGUCCUACAAAACAUCCAAGGGUAACAAGAAUAUUAAAGCCGAAACUAUGUCUAUGUCUAGUUCAACCUCCGGCUCGGCGACUCCGCGGACUGCAGGUGAAGGUAGGAAGCCAAGCAAACCCACUAGUUCAUCAACUCGUCCAGAGGAAGCAGGUGGCCGCGGCACGGGACCAAGCAGGAGCGCCGCCGGGGCAAGUACCACCCAGGGAACAUCGGCUUCUUCGUCAAACCGCACGUCAACAACUCCGCGAGGUGCUGGGGCCGCCAGCAGCUCCUCCUGGGUGACAUCGUUGGUGACGCCGCGGAAGAGCGGGGCCACUGCUACACGGAAUCGCGGUGGAAGGAGUAAAACCCCUGGAGUUGCGACGACGCCGCGCGGUGGAGGUCACGCACCAGCAAGCAGCAACGCAACUACAAGCCGCCUGGUGGACACGCUCGUUACGCCCCGUGGUGGAGGCAUUCUUGGCGGACGCUCUUCUGGGCGUAGUGAAGCUGCAGUGAGCAAAAACAGUACUGGUCACGAGAAACACGAAUCGGCGACUGGUGCUGCGAGGGCUACAGCGACACCGGUAGUUCCGAAGACGAAGAGCACGUACCAAAAAUCGCACUCGAAGCGAAGCAGCGCGCCGGGUGCUGGCACUGAGCAGGUGGUCGGUCGCUCGAGUGCCGGUGGUGGUGAAAACAAGCCGAUGCUCCUCCGAAAAAUGACACCAGUGUACGGAAAUGGUGCGAACUCAUCGCCGGGGAAAAAUAAACAGCUCGAUGUAUGAUAAAUUUCGGGAAUUUCAUCUCCAUGAUAACCAACAAAAACGGUACAACAUUCAGAUAGAUAGAGUGAGUAUAGAAGAGCCUCCGUUUCGAUGAUUUGUGUGAUUUUGGUACACAGGCCACUUCAGUAUGUUCGUCUACCUCUAGUUUCACUUUGAAUGAUGCAAAUGCGCCGGAAUUCGUUUCUUUCUUAUAUGUUCUAGAUGUACCUCCUCGUAACUCCAGUAGUUCAUUUGCGUUUCAACGGCCUCAUGAUCUCUAUGAACCUCAGCAU